Pyricularia oryzae 70-15 is the source of this 3855-nucleotide messenger RNA. RefSeq lists its product as uncharacterized. Gene Ontology annotation, cellular component: endoplasmic reticulum; Golgi membrane. Bases 386 to 3472 code for a protein of 1028 amino acids. Gene Ontology annotation, molecular function: mannosyl-oligosaccharide 1,2-alpha-mannosidase activity; calcium ion binding. The transcript has 2 exons. NCBI's taxonomy places the organism in Eukaryota, Fungi, Ascomycota, Sordariomycetes, Magnaporthales, Pyriculariaceae. The record is from RefSeq and is a predicted model, not a curated record. Gene Ontology annotation, biological process: carbohydrate metabolic process; N-glycan processing.
GUUUGCCAAGAAAACCCGAAGCACCUCCCUCAUUCUCUUUUCUCCAGUUCCGCGGGCCAAGCACACCGCAGGCGGUCCUGUCCUCAUUCUUGUGGUCUCCCGCUCGGUUUCUUUCCUUCCGUUAAGCUUGGUAUUUCUUCCCCCUCUUCUUGUUUAUUUCUCUCAUAAUUUGUGCUGGUGUUGCUGCUGUGCUGUUUAUAUUUUAUACUUCCUCCUCCAUAUUAUUAGCCCUCCCUUGUGAACGCAUCUUUUUUUUUUUUCUCUCUCUCUCUCUUUAGAGUUCCUGUGUGUUGCUGCCAACUGCACUGACCAAAACCCCCUUUCCCUCAAUUUUCUUUCUUGCGCAACUGCGCCCUCCGGAGAGUGAGAGGGGCGCGUUGUCAACAUGAUUCGGUUUAGAAGAUACCGGGUUUUCGUGGUCGGCGCCCUCAUCCUGCUCGUCCUCCUCUUUCGCGUGGCGCAAAACUCACAAUGGGAGCUAGAGGCCGCCACUGCGGCCGUGUACGACAGUGUGCACAAGGGGACAAAGGCUUCGACACCGACAUACGACAAGCCAUUGGCACCCGUGAAAGACGCAGGCGCGCCUCCGUCCUCUCACGACCAGCCGCCCAUUGCGCGCAAGCAGAAUGCGGCCAAGGCCCAUGACGACCAGGGUGCGGCUGCUGCGUCGCGCCAGGGAAAGAUCGACAUCCCGCAGCUCAAGGGCGAUGCGAACAGGCCUAAGACCCCUGAUGCCAUGCGACCGGCCGCUGGCGGCGCUGAUAACUCUAAGGACACUGACGAUCCUUCUACCAAGCCUGUCGCCAUCAACAUACCCGACAGGGACCCAGACCAGCGACCCCUCGCCCACGACAGGUAUCCGCCGGCAAAGAAGCAGAGCGGCACAUCUGCCACUACCACUACGAGCAAAUUGCACUGGGCGAAGAAGGAGCAGGAGGAUUACCCCAUCCACGACGACCAAGUCAUCCCGCUGCCCACUGGCAAGCCCAAGGCGAUUCCCACGAUUCAGCACAAAUUCGGCAAGGAAUCGGCCGCCGCCAAGGAGAAGCGCGAGGCUCGCUUGGCGCAGGUCAAGAAAGAGGCCAAGCGCGCCUGGGAUAGUUACAAGAAGUACGCCUGGGGUCAUGAUGAAGUUGAGCCGAUCUCGCUCAUACCCCGCGACCCCUUCUGUGGCUGGGCCGCCACCCUGGUUGACAGCUUGGAUACGUUGUGGAUAAUGGGCCUGAAGGAUGAGUUCGAGGACGCAUACAAGGCACUGGACGACAUUGACUUUACCACGACGGAACGCUCCGACAUACCCGUGUUCGAGACCAUCAUUCGAUACAUGGGAGGCCUGCUGGCGGCCUACGACAUGACUGGCGGCAAGGAAGGCAAGUACCACAAGCUACUCACCAAGGUCGAGGAGCUAGCCGAGGUCCUGAUGAGCGUUUUCGACACGCCAAACAGGAUGCCGAUUCUGUACUACCGGUGGCAGCCCCAGUACGCCAAACAGCGGCUGCAGGCCUCGACCAUGGUCAGCGUUGCCGAGCUCGGCUCCAUGUCAAUGGAAUUUACUCGCCUCGCACAGUUGACGGGCAAAAACCGCUACUAUGACGCCAUCGCGCGCAUCACGGACGCCUUUGACGAGUGGCAGCAGCGUGGAACCGCCCUGGACGGCAUAUUCCCUCAGCAGAUUGAUGCCUCGGGAUGCAACCGCACUGUGGAACCCAUCACGUCCAGCGCUUCGGAUGCCAGCCGUAAGCAGGCCGAGCUGGGUUCCCCGGCUAUAGGACCACCCGAGGCACCUAGCGGAAAGGCACCGGGGGAGGAGAGCGAACUGCGCAGGCUGAGUGCACGGGCGGUUACUAGUGGCCGUCCCGGCGCGGCUUCUAGUGCUUCUGGCUCGGCCACUUCUGAUGAAAUUCCUAGCAUUCCCAAGCCGAGGGCGAAUACCUAUAAUCGGGAUUCGAGAGCCAACCAAGUUCGAGGCACUCCGUCUCCAGAUGGCUGUCGUCCUCAGGGCUUGGUAGAGAGCUCUUCCGGUUGGGGUCAGUACAGCAUGGGAAGCAGUCAAGACUCGGCCUACGAGUACUUCCCCAAGCAGUACAUUCUCCUUGGCGGACUGGUGGAUCAGUACAAGAAACUGCACGAGAAUGCUGUGGCCGCCAUCAAGAAGCACCUGCUCUACCGCCCAAUGAUCAAGCAGGAGGACCGGACACUGUUGUUCUCUGCGGCCGUGAGUGCCCGGGGCUACGGCAAGGACAUGUCGCUCACGUACCAGUACGAGGUUACGCACCUGACCUGCUUCCUGGGUGGCAUGUUCGCGAUGGGCGGCAAGAUCUUCCAGUCGGAGGAGGACGUGGCCAUUGGGGCCCAGCUCGCCGACGGCUGCGUCUGGGCGUACGAGUCGACUGGCUCGGGCAUCAUGCCGGAGAAUUCUCACGUUGUUCCGUGCCAGAGCAUCGAGAGCUGCCCCUGGAACGAGACGCUAUGGCAUGAGCACCUGGACCCGAACUUGGAUUGGCGCAACGCCCAGGUCGCCGAUUACAAGGUAAAGAAGAAGGAGUGGGACCAGAUGGUCGCCAAUGUCGAGAAGAAGAGCAAGGACAAGGCCGACGCCGACUGGGAGGCCAAGAAGGCCCGUGUUGCAGGCAAGGCACCAUCUACUCAGGGCUCAAAGAUGGGCAAGUCAGACGUGGGUGGCGGAUCCAAGAUGCCGUCGCCAGGAUUCAGCGUUCUUGACGGAGCUGGACCUGGCGUCAAGCCCGGCGCAAAAAGCUCUGCUGAUGAUACUGAGCGGGUCAUCCCAGCCAAGGACUCGAAAACGUACAACACCAGGUCAAGAGGUAGUGCCGGACAUGGUGAAAUGGAAGGCUACAACAGAAAGCGUUCAGUUGACACGGAAACGGGCAGCUGGAGUGCCAGCAAGGCAAACGCGCGUAGCCUGUCCAAAGCAAAAGUGGCCGAUCCCGCCAUGAUCGGCGCCGAUGAAGCGGUCGGUGGCGUGAGGGGAAGCAUCAGCUUGUCCGAGGCUCUGUCGCCCCGGGCGCCGAAUUACAACCCACUCUGGGACCUGCCCCCGGAGCCGACCAAGCCGCAGUCCCACAAGGAAUUUGUGGAGGAGAAGAUCGAGGGGGAGAGGAUACCGCCUGGAUUUGUUGACAUUAUGGACAAGCGGUAUAUUCUUCGACCCGAAGCCAUCGAGUCAGUGUGGUACAUGUACCGCAUAACGGGCGACCCCAUCUGGCAGGAAAAGGGCUGGCGGAUGUGGGAGGCAGUCGUGGCCGCCACGCGGACGAAAGAGGGCCACAGCGCCGUCGAGGACGUGACGCUCCCUUCGCCCGGCUGGACCAACAAUAUGGAGAGUUUCUGGAUCGCCGAGACACUCAAGUACUUUUACCUGCUCUACACCACCCCCGACGUCGUGAGCCUCGACGACUGGGUCCUCAACACCGAGGCACACCCCUUCAGGAGGCCGGAUGCCUCCUCAUGAUAUUAGAACUAGUUUUUUUUGGGUUUCUUAAAUAGCGAUUGGGUGUGAGACGGACAGAAUGACGUGGUGAUAGAAAGAAAGCAUUGCGUCGAUGUACUGCUUUUUGAAUAGUUGGAAAUUGGGUUUGGCUUCACUGGGGUUGUUUUUAUAUUCGGGCAUGUUUGCCCUUUUGGGUGUUAUUGUUGCAUCGUGGCGUUUUGAUAUCUUUUUAUCGAUCCCGGGAAAGCAAGGGAGGGACAAACGCCCCCUCGAGCGUUCUUUUAUAUUUGUAUAUACAAAAAAAUCCCACUGGUGGUCACCAGGAGGUCGUAUGCAGCCCCUGGACGUAUAUGAAUUACAUUCUUAGUAUACUGAACAUAGGAGACUCAACAGCGGCUGUCGUG